Molecule: messenger RNA, 357 nt
Organism: Guillardia theta CCMP2712
Lineage: Eukaryota; Cryptophyceae; Pyrenomonadales; Geminigeraceae
Exons: 1
Coding region: 1-357 (118 amino acids)
Source: RefSeq, a predicted model, not a curated record
AUGCCAUGCUGUUCGGUGACCUUCGUCGACCUCGGCCUCUCUCGCGCCCUCCCCUCCUCCAGUCCCCGUCCUUCUCUCAAGCUCUCCCCAGCACAGCGGGCAUUCGUCGACGCCAACAAGCCCUCCGACGGCAGGAGAGCGACUGAGCUCCCGGCAGGAGCAGUGCGAGUGGAGUCGCGGGGUGAGGAGCUGAUUGCGGCAGUGCUGGAGGCGAAGAAGCGGGGAGUGCGACUACAGGAGAGCAGCAGGAAGCAGGGGAUGCUCAAGAGAAGGACGUGGUUGCUGGACGGCGGGGAUAGCUCACCGGGGGGAUCCUUCAAGGACGUUACAGCAGCAGCAGGAUCGUGGAGGGAUUGA